AUGAGAGGCGGCGAGCACAGAACCACCAUGAAAAAGAUUUACAUUGGCAAGACCGCCCUCAAAGUCUCCCGCAACGGAGCCAAGCACCAGAAGAAGAGCUCCCUGCUGGAGCAGAAGGAGGACCUGCGGAAGCGGCUGUCCUUCACCACCCACAAGCUGGAGCUCCUGGAGAGCGAGUUCGACUCCACGCGGCAGUACCUGGAGACGGAGCUGCGCCGCGCCCAGGAGGAGCUCGACAAGUUCACCGACAAGCUGCGCAGAAUACAGAGCAGCUACUCGGCAUUGCAGAGGAUCAAUCAAGAUCUGGAGGAAAAGAUUCACAGAAAUACCCAGCACCACGACGAUGAGAAGCGGGCCCUGAGCAGGGAGAUCAUCGUCCUCAACAACCACCUGAUCGAGGCCAAGCUCACCAUAGAGAAGCUGCAGGAGGACAACGAGCUGUACAGGAAGGACUGCAACCUGGCCGCCCAACUGCUCCAGUGUAACAAGGCUGUGUACCGGGCCCAGCUCUCUGAGCUGCCUGCAGACCUUCAGCAGCGGGUCACCCUGCACCUGGAGGAGUCCUCUCUCGGCCACCCCUCCUACGCCGACUCCGUCCCCGGCUCCGUCAUCGCCGAAGCGCUGGAGAAGGCCGACGAGGCCUGUAGCAGCAGCCAGGCCUCCCACUCGCCUAGCCCGCCACCCCAGGAGCAUGGCUUCCUCAUGGACACCUUGGGCAGGGUGGACCGCCCCCGCUCCGGCCAAGUGCUGGGCCUGGGCUUCGGCCUCCGCGCGGCCUACAAAACUGACCUGUACAGCAGCGACACGGCCCUGUACUGCCCGGACGAGCGGCUCCGGGAGAGGAGGCCCAGCAUGGACCUCCACGGCCAGAGGAAGCUGCUCUACGGGCCCCAGAACUCCAUGGACAGCAACCCGGAGGAGGCCCCGGUGGCGCUGAGGCCCGGCUUCUCCCAGGAGCACUUUGGGGGCAAGUUCCCGGGCUCCAGCACCUACUCCAGUUUCAGCGGGCCAGGCUCGGAGGACAAGGGCGAGGGCCCGCCCAGCAGCGGGGGGUCCUCGCCCCACCACCACUCCCUCUACAUGGAGUGGAGGGACGCCGGCGACUACGAGCGCAAGAGCAACUCCUCCUGGGAGCGGGACAGCCCCGGCGGCUUCUCCAUCGGCGCCCACCCCUUCCAGCAGGCGGAGCUGAGCCACCACCAGCACCCACACCACCAACACCACCAGAACGGCAGCUCGCCCGUGUACAGCCGCACCAUGUCCUCCUGCUUCAGCGAGCCCUACGAGCCGCUGCCGCCCUCCUCCUCCCCCAGCGUGGCCUACGGGGACAGCCGCCGCGGCAGCGCCCUGGCCCCGGGCGAGGCGGAGGAAGAGGAGGAGGAGGAGGAGGAGCUGAUCGGCCGGUGGCGGCAGCUGAGCGUGGAGGACCUGAGCGCCGCCGCGUACCGCAGCCCCGGCCGCGCCUCCCCCUACAGCUUCUCCGAGCAGCACUUCUCGGUGCGGCCCUCCAAGAUCCGCCUGGGCCCGCUGUACAGCAGCUUCCAGGAGGGGGCCGACUACUACCCGCACCAGGGGGCGGCCGACUCAGUGUGGGGUGGCGGCGGCGGCGGCGGCGGCAGCCCCAGCUCGGAGCGCGGCCCCGUGAUGAUGAUGGGCCGGCAGUGCCACAGCGCGCAGGCGCACCUGUACCGCGCCAAGGAGGACAGCCAGGAGUCGGAGAACAGCCUCUACCACUCAGGGAGCUCCAAGGACCUGGAGGGCAGCGUGGGCGGGGCGGGGGCCGUCGGGGCCGGGGAGGAGUACGCCCCGGCCAGCCCCACCAGCUCCGGCGAGUCCCUGAACCGGGGGGCCACGCUGGAGAUGCAGGCGGCCGAGCUGCAGCACUAUCAGGCCGAGAUGCAGCACAACCUCCCGCCGCAGGGGAGCCAGACGUCCCCCCCGCCUCCCCCGCCCCCUCCCCCUUACAGCCAAAAAUUUGGUACCCUGGGACUCUCCAGGAAAGACAGUCUGACCAAGGCCCAGUUGUACGGAACUCUUCUGAACUGA
Molecule: messenger RNA, 2046 nt
Organism: Gadus chalcogrammus (walleye pollock)
Lineage: Eukaryota; Metazoa; Chordata; Actinopteri; Gadiformes; Gadidae
Exons: 6
Coding region: 1-2046 (681 amino acids)
Cellular component (GO): synapse
Source: RefSeq, a predicted model, not a curated record